This is a messenger RNA of Cavia porcellus (domestic guinea pig), 2881 nucleotides long. RefSeq names its product heterogeneous nuclear ribonucleoprotein K (gene Hnrnpk). Gene Ontology annotation, biological process: regulation of mRNA splicing, via spliceosome; regulation of transcription by RNA polymerase II. The record is from RefSeq and is a predicted model, not a curated record. The coding region runs from base 201 to 1595 and encodes 464 amino acids. NCBI's taxonomy places the organism in Eukaryota, Metazoa, Chordata, Mammalia, Rodentia, Caviidae. The transcript has 16 exons. Gene Ontology annotation, cellular component: cytoplasm; nucleus. Gene Ontology annotation, molecular function: mRNA binding.
ACCCUCGUCCUCACGUCUCGCGAGAGGCUCCCUCCCCACCCCCAGCCAGUGAGUGCGCGAACGGGCGAAGAGGAGGGCGCUCCAGGCGAAAGCACUGCGGCCGCCAUUAUCCUCCGUUUCUCUGCUGCACCGCUCUCGACGUCCUACUGAUCCCACUUGUUUGCGGAGCAUAGAUUGGUUUGUCCAUUUAAUACGAGAAAAUGGAAACUGAGCAGCCAGAGGAAACCUUCCCCAACACUGAAACCAAUGGUGAAUUUGGUAAACGUCCUGCAGAAGAUAUGGAAGAGGAGCAAGCAUUUAAAAGAUCUAGGAACACCGAUGAGAUGGUUGAAUUACGAAUUCUGCUUCAGAGCAAGAAUGCUGGGGCAGUGAUUGGAAAAGGAGGCAAGAAUAUUAAGGCUCUCCGUACAGACUACAAUGCCAGUGUUUCAGUCCCAGACAGCAGUGGCCCCGAGCGCAUAUUGAGUAUCAGUGCUGAUAUUGAAACAAUUGGAGAAAUUCUGAAGAAAAUCAUCCCUACCUUGGAAGAGGGCCUGCAGUUGCCAUCACCCACUGCAACCAGCCAGCUCCCGCUCGAAUCUGAUGCUGUGGAAUGCUUAAAUUACCAACACUAUAAAGGAAGUGACUUUGACUGCGAGUUGAGACUGUUAAUUCAUCAAAGUCUGGCAGGAGGAAUUAUUGGGGUCAAAGGUGCUAAAAUCAAAGAACUUCGAGAGAACACUCAGACAACAAUCAAGCUUUUCCAAGAAUGCUGUCCUCAUUCCACUGACAGAGUCGUCCUUAUUGGAGGAAAGCCUGAUAGGGUUGUAGAGUGCAUAAAGAUCAUCCUCGACCUUAUAUCUGAGUCUCCCAUCAAAGGACGUGCACAACCUUAUGAUCCCAAUUUUUACGAUGAAACUUACGAUUAUGGUGGUUUUACCAUGAUGUUUGAUGACCGCCGUGGACGUCCUGUAGGAUUUCCCAUGCGGGGAAGAGGUGGUUUUGACAGAAUGCCUCCUGGUCGGGGUGGGCGUCCCAUGCCUCCCUCUAGAAGAGAUUAUGAUGAUAUGAGCCCUCGUCGGGGACCACCACCCCCUCCUCCUGGUCGAGGUGGCCGGGGUGGUAGCAGAGCCCGGAAUCUUCCUCUUCCACCUCCACCACCACCUAGAGGGGGAGAUCUAAUGGCCUAUGAUCGAAGAGGAAGACCUGGAGACCGCUAUGAUGGCAUGGUUGGUUUCAGUGCCGAUGAAACUUGGGACUCUGCAAUAGAUACAUGGAGCCCAUCGGAGUGGCAGAUGGCAUAUGAACCCCAGGGUGGCUCUGGAUAUGAUUAUUCCUAUGCAGGGGGUCGUGGCUCAUAUGGUGAUCUUGGUGGACCUAUUAUUACUACACAAGUAACUAUUCCCAAAGAUUUGGCUGGAUCUAUUAUUGGCAAAGGUGGUCAGCGGAUUAAGCAAAUCCGUCAUGAAUCAGGAGCUUCUAUCAAAAUUGAUGAGCCUUUAGAAGGAUCCGAAGAUCGGAUCAUUACCAUUACAGGAACACAGGACCAGAUACAGAAUGCACAGUAUUUGCUGCAGAACAGUGUGAAGCAGUAUGCAGAUGUUGAAGGAUUCUAAUGCAAGAUUAUUUUUUCUUUUUUAUAGUGUGAAGCAGUAUUCUGGAAAGUUUUUCUAAGACUAGUGAAGAACUGAAGGAGUCCUGCAUCUUUUUUUUUUUUUUAUCUGCUUCUGUUUAAAAAGCCAACAUUCCUCUGCUUCCAUAGGUGUUCUGCAUUUGAGGUGUAGUGAAAUCUUUGCUGUUCACCAGAUGUAAUGUUUUAGUUCCUUACAAACAGGGUGGGGGGGAGGGCGUGCAAAAACUAACACUGAAAUUUUAAAACAGCAGAGUGAGUGGAUUUUAUUUUUUGUUCAUUGUUGGUGGUUUAAAAAUUACCCCCUAUGUAAUUAUUGUGAGCACCUUGCUUUGUGGUCACUGUAAACAUUUGGGGGGGGGUGGGACAGGGAGGAAAGUAACAAUAGUCCACAUGUCCCUGGCAUCUGUUCAGAGCAGUGUGCAGAAUGUAAUGCUCUUUUGUAAGAAACGUUUUAUGAUUUUUAAAAUAAAUUUAGUGAACCUAUUUUGGUGGUCUUUUUUUUUUUUUUUAAUAGUCAAUUUUCAUAUGGUGGCUGAGUUUCCCAGUGCACCCCAAACUAAACAGUUAAAUUUGAUUUUCAGCUAGCUCCUCUGUUGGAAAUAAAUACAUACAAGCAAAAUAUUUUGGUAAAUUCAGUUCUGGUGAUUCCUUGAUUGUUUGAGUCAUUGCUUGGGAAGAUGGUCCAUCAUAUAUGCCAUACUUAAAAUAAGCUGGAGAGUUAUUUUUGUUUUUGCAAAUGCUUGCCCCUACUUUUCAGUAUUUUUCUGUUACUAGUUGUAAAGAACUAAGGUGAUCAGCAGUACUACAAAGUGGAAAAAAAAGUAUAUUCCAGGAGCCUAAUUGGCAGUGGGUUUUAUUAAAAUAAUGUGGUUAUGAAAGUGGUGGAUGCUGAAUAAAUUCUGAUUAUUUUUAUUACAUUUCUCACGUACAGACUUACUAAACUGUCAAUCUUCUAGUGUCUAUUAGUUAAACUUUGUAUAAAUAUAUAUACAUGUUUUUCCAUUGUAUGCAAACUGCAAGAAAAAGAUGUACCAUUUCUCUGUUGUAUGUUGGAUUAUGUAGGAAAUGUUUGUGAAUUAUUCAAGAACAAGUUGAAAGACGUUCCUGUGGAUGUUUUGUGUAGUAUCCUGGCAUUUGUAUUGGUAGUUUAAAAGUUGCGCUGCACAAUAAAACUCCCCAUGAUGCUAGAUUUGAUGUGUGCCCAGUUUGAAAAAGGUUGGUUGACACCUGUAAAAAUCUGUUGAAACAGAAAUACAGUAAUCUUACAUA